Westerdykella ornata is the source of this 1230-nucleotide messenger RNA. RefSeq names its product Isocitrate/isopropylmalate dehydrogenase. The record is from RefSeq and is a predicted model, not a curated record. Gene Ontology annotation, biological process: tricarboxylic acid cycle; isocitrate metabolic process. NCBI's taxonomy places the organism in Eukaryota, Fungi, Ascomycota, Dothideomycetes, Pleosporales, Sporormiaceae. The transcript has 2 exons. Gene Ontology annotation, cellular component: mitochondrion. Bases 50 to 1123 code for a protein of 357 amino acids. Gene Ontology annotation, molecular function: magnesium ion binding; NAD binding; isocitrate dehydrogenase (NAD+) activity.
GCCCAAAGGAAGCUCUCGCCUCAUCACCAGCUUCCAUAACCCACCAAAAAUGGCCGCACGUACGCUCCGGAUAGCGCUCAUUCCCGGCGACGGUAUCGGUCGGGAAGUCAUCCCCGCUGGCCGCCGUAUCCUCGAAGCCCUCCCCUCUAGCCUCGGCCUCAAGUUCAACUUCACACAUCUGGACGCGGGUUUCGAGACGUUCCAGAAACAGGGUGUUGCGCUUCCUGAGAAGACGGUCGAGACGCUCAAGGGCGACUGCGACGGCGCGCUUUUCGGCGCCGUGUCCUCCCCUACGGUCAAAACGGAAGGGUACUCAAGCCCGAUUGUUGCGCUGAGAAAGAGAAUGGCGCUGUAUGCGAAUGUCAGGCCCGUGAAGUCGAUUUCCACUGCCGCAUCGCCGGUCGACCUCGUCAUUGUCCGCGAGAACACCGAGGAUCUCUACGUGAAGGAGGAGAAGACGUACACGGCCGCAGACGGCUCCAAGGUCGCCGAGGCCAUCAAGCGGAUAAGCGAAAGGGCGAGCUGGAACAUUGCUUCCAUGGCAGGCGACAUUGCGCUUCGGAGACAGAGGGUCCGGGAAAGCGGUGCCGCGAGCAUCCACUCCAGGCCGCUCGUCACCAUCACCCACAAGAGCAAUGUGCUCAGCCAGACCGACGGCCUCUUCCGUGAGGUGUCGAGGAGGGCGCUGGCACAGGACAAGUACCAGUCGGUCAGUGUGGAGGAGCAGAUCGUCGACAGCAUGGUCUACAAGCUCUUCCGUCAGCCGCAAGACUACGAUGUUAUCGUCGCUCCGAACCUGUACGGAGACAUCCUCUCGGACGGAGCGGCUGCGCUCGUUGGAAGUUUGGGUCUGGUGCCUUCGGCCAACGUGGGCAAGGACUUCGUUAUCGGAGAGCCUUGCCACGGUUCCGCCCCUGAUAUCGAGGGCAAGGGCAUUGCCAACCCUAUCGCCACGAUCAGGUCCACGGCCCUGAUGCUGGAGUUCCAGGGUGAGGAGGAGGCGGCUGCUAAGAUCUAUGCCGCGGUAGACGCCAACCUUGAGGAGGGCAAGCUGCUGACGCCAGACAUGGGAGGCAAGGCAACCACCGAGGAGGUCAUUGACGAUGUGUGCAAGAGGUUGUGAGACUCUAUCUUGGCGUUGACUUCAAGUAAAGCGACCUUUGGGUAUUGCCCUUCAUAACUGCAGUGUAUCAUGUAUCAAAAGCUUGCAUUAUCCGCAUCCCACCCGGG